AUGUAUUAUUCGGCAGGAAAGGAAAAAUCAACUUACAUAAAGGACGAACUUGUCCGAAUAGAAUUUUUCGAUAACGAAGGGCGUUAUUCGAAAUUAUUAAUUGGUAAAUGGAAACCAUUAAAACAAGAUGAAAUUGUCGAUGAAAAGGAAUUAGUAACUGUUGAUAUUGUCCUUAAAGUUUUGAAGGGAUCUAAAAAUUUUGAAUCCACAUUUCUUAAUGAAAUCAAAAUAAAUUAUCAAAUUUAUCAACUUCUUGGAGAAUAUGCUGUACCUUUCUAUGGUUUAACGAUACAUCCAGAAACGAAAGACUAUGCGAUGGUUAUGAAACACGCAAUUCAUGGCGAUCUCAGGAAAUUUAUUGAUAAGUCUGAACUAACAUGGCCAAAGAGAGUAGAAAUUCUUUCUAAAAUUGCGAAAUCUUUAAAUGCACUUCACGAAUUAAAUAUAAUUCAUCGUGAUUUUCAUUGCGGAAAUAUCCUCGUUGAUGAUGAAACAAAAAUAUUUAUUCGCGACUUUGGGCUUUCAGAUACAUCAGAAUAUGAAAAAAUGAUUAAGGAUCUAAGGUCUUUACAAGAACUGACUAAUAAAGUUUGCACCCAAUGUGGCCAAAAAAUAGUGGGCUUCGAAUAUUUACGUCUUCCAAGAUAUAAACCAAUAUUUGAGAAUCCUCCCUUGGAUAGUACAGAAGAUUCCGAAUCAAAUGAUUCAAAUUAUGGAGAUUCAAAAAUUGGCAUCAAGAAAAAGAAGAAACCUGAAAAAGAACCUGAAAAGAAAAGUGAGCAUGAGAAAAAGUACAUUGAUAGAAGAUAUGUAACUCAAAUAUACUCCUUUAAACUUGAAG
Molecule: messenger RNA, 841 nt
Organism: Dentiscutata heterogama
Lineage: Eukaryota; Fungi; Glomeromycota; Glomeromycetes; Diversisporales; Gigasporaceae
Source: the annotation of a GenBank genome assembly